UGUAUGAUGCUUUGGCAUGGGAAGUGAAAAUGCCAAAAGACAUUCACGGCCUCAAAGGUUCCUGCUUGGUUAUACCAUGUUCUUACUACUACAGCUCAAACCCACCCCAAAACCCAGGUAGAGUUGUGUGGUAUCAGUGGGUUUCUUUUGGCUACCCUUUAGUUUACGAUCCAUUGCAUCCAAAAAAAGUCAUUGAGAAGUUCAGAGGGAAAACUGAUUUAUUUGGAAGCUCAAGUUGGGAUUGCAGUCUACUGAUCAAAAAUCUGGAUGAGGUCCAUCAUGGAGAGUUAGUAUAUGCAUGGAUUGACCCUGAAAAUGUUGGCUGGCGCACCUUCAGGUUUUAUGAUGUCACCUCCACAAUUCUUGUUAAUGCAAGUCCACAGCAGCCCAGCAUCAAGAUCUAUGGAGGUGUAUGGACAGGUGACACCAUUACAGUAGUGUGUUCGACUUUACACACGUGUCCAUACAGCAAACCAAACAUCACUCUCAACAACAUCGAAGGAUCUGAUGAAAUGGACAAUGAGCAUAUUGAAGACGGCCUGUGGAAAAUCACUCUGACACGCACAUCUGUCACAAAUGCAGAAAAUGCCACUAUUGAGUGUUCAGUAAUAUAUUAUGGCGGCAUAACAGUUACAGCUAUGAAGAGCAUAAACGCACAAUGUACGUUUUCUGUGCAGUUAUGA
This is a messenger RNA of Carassius gibelio (silver crucian carp), 683 nucleotides long. RefSeq names its product sialoadhesin-like. The record is from RefSeq and is a predicted model, not a curated record. The transcript is spliced from 2 exons. The coding region runs from base 30 to 683 and encodes 217 amino acids. Lineage: Eukaryota; Metazoa; Chordata; Actinopteri; Cypriniformes; Cyprinidae.